UUUUAUUUAUUUUAUUUAUUUAAAGAAUGCAUGAAACAGAAAAGGUGCAGCAGGAAGCAGCUCUGACAUCCAUCCAUCCUGCAGAAAAACACUUUAUUUUAGUUUAAGCUGCUGCGCGCAGAGAGGGAGAGGAGGGGGGCGCGCGUGCGAGGCUCCAUGACCCCCAUCAAUCUGCCACGAGCCGGACUGUGACAAUAGCAUUAUCAUACCAACACAGCCGCGGGUCUGAGCCAAUCAGAGCGCGGCGCUUUGACCGACGCGCACGAGCUGCGGGACAUAAAAGCAGCGGCUCCGCGGCGCAGGAACGAUCUGCUGCCUGGAGGACUUCUUCUCUGACGUGUCCCGGCCCAGGAUUCUCUGCACCAUGACUCUGGAGGAGGUUCUGACCCAGAAACCUGAGCGCGCUCAGUGCGCCGGAGAGGCCCUGCAGGACGUGCUGGUUUCAGCCAAAGACAACCAGUCCCUGACGGUGGGUGUGUACGAGUGCGCCAAACUCAUGAACCUAGACCCGGACAGCGUGUCCUUCUGCGUCCUGGCCGUGGACGAGGAGUUCGGCUGCGACGUGGCCCUGCAGAUCCACUUCACCCUCAUCCAGUCCUUCUGCUUCGACAACGACAUCAGCAUCGUGCGCGUGAGCGACGUGCAGCGUCUGACGGACAUCCUGGGCCAGGUGGAGGCGGAGCAGCUGGAGGACGCGCACUGCGUCCUCAUCACGAACCCGGCUGAUGGGCCCUGGGAGGACCCGGCUCUGGAGAAGCUGCACCUGUUCUGUGAGGAGAGCCGCCGCCUGAACGACUGGCUGCCGGAGGUCAGCCUGCCGGGGCGCUGAGCCUUCAUCCCCCGCUGGAGCUGCAGCUCCUCCUCAUCAUCAACCCUGGAUCCUCCUGAGGAGGGUUCCGGUCCAGGCAGCCCGGCGCCGGGCCCCGCAGGGGCCCCCACCGCCGUGAAGCUCGCCUCCUGACCCGUCCGCCCCCAGAUGGUCCCCCUUCUUUCUGUGAAGGGGGGCCGGGGGCGCGCAGGGGGCGACACGUCGACCCUCAUUCUUUGUGCGGAUGAGGUUUGGAGAGGGAGAAGAAGAAGCGCGCGCGCACCCCGCGAGGACAUGCGCGCGCGCGGACGCACGCGCAGCAGGAGAAGAAGCGGUGCUGAGGAAGAGGAGCUCAUGGAAAGAGACUUUUCACUGACGCCUCUUCAGGACGCAACACGACAACAGUUGCAGCUAAAAGUUUCCCACUUUCCAGAAGUGUCUUAAUUCUCUAAAGGUUUCACUUUAGAAAUGACAAAAAUAAAUGUUUUAUCUAAAGGUUUCACUUUAGAAAAUAAAUUAUUCUUUAGUUUGAACUCAUGUAAAAUUAGAAUUUUACAGAAUAAUUUAACAAAUUACAGGAAAAACGAAUAAAAAAGUUGAUUUUUUUUGGAGAAAAUUCAUAAAAAACUGUUUUUAUUUUAGGAAAAUAAACUUUUCUUUUAAGAAUUUGAUUAAAGUUGUGUAAAAAAAUCACUGACAGAAAAUAUUUGUGAAUAUUUUAGAGCAGAUUUUUGUAGAAACUGAAGUUUUUCAUGUAUCGUUUGUAGAAAAUGAAUAAAAAGUUGAGAGAUGA
Austrofundulus limnaeus is the source of this 1601-nucleotide messenger RNA. It is a transcript of the gene gadd45gb.1, whose product is annotated as growth arrest and DNA-damage-inducible, gamma b, tandem duplicate 1. Gene Ontology annotation, biological process: regulation of cell cycle. The transcript has 3 exons. The record is from RefSeq and is a predicted model, not a curated record. Lineage: Eukaryota; Metazoa; Chordata; Actinopteri; Cyprinodontiformes; Rivulidae. Bases 365 to 829 code for a protein of 154 amino acids. Gene Ontology annotation, cellular component: cytoplasm; nucleus.